Molecule: messenger RNA, 3738 nt
Organism: Humulus lupulus (European hop)
Lineage: Eukaryota; Viridiplantae; Streptophyta; Magnoliopsida; Rosales; Cannabaceae
Product: sucrose-phosphate synthase 4
Exons: 9
Coding region: 556-3432 (958 amino acids)
Biological process (GO): sucrose metabolic process
Molecular function (GO): sucrose synthase activity; sucrose-phosphate synthase activity
Source: RefSeq, a predicted model, not a curated record
UAUACUUAUUGAAACCUGGAGCCUUUUUAGGGAUCCUCAUCCUUCCAUCAACUCGAUUUCUAAGUGUCAAGUCCAUUCAAAGACUAAUAUCUCUCUCUUCUCAUCUCUCGCAACUUUUUUAAAGCUCAAGUCUUAAUAUCCCUAGCUAGCUUAAGUCUUAAAGUUCAAAGCCAUAUUCUGUCUCUCUUUUCUCUCUAUUACUCUCAUAUAUAUAAAUAUGUAUAUAUAGCUGAUCGAUGGACAGUUUUCUCAGUUCAAAGUGUCAUAUAAAUAUAUAUUAAUAAGUAUAAUAUAGGGUGUUCAAUGGCGAGAAACGAAUGGAUAAAUGGGUAUUUGGAGGCAAUCUUAGAUAUGGGGAAAAAGAGUGAUGGGAAGCUGAACAAUAUUGCCAAGUUUGAAGUCAAAGAGAAAGAUCAUCAGGAGAAGUUGUUUAGUCCCACUAAAUACUUUGUCGAAGAAGUUGUCAAUAGCUUCGAUGAGUCUGACCUCCACAGGACUUGGAUUUAGGUCAUAGCCACAAGAAAUACCCGUGAACGCAGCAAUAGACUGGAGAAUAUGUGCUGGCGCAUUUGGCAUCUGGCCCGCAAGAAGAAACAGAUUGCAUGGGAUGACGCCCAAAGGCUGGCAAAAAGGCGUAUAGAGAGGGAACAGGGCCGGCAUGACGCAGCAGAGGACCUCUCUGAGCUCUCCGAAGGUGAAAAGGACAUUAGUUAUAAAGGGGACCAUAAAGAUGCUAGUUCUACUACAUUUGAUCACAAUGUCAUCACUCGAAUCAACUCCGAGAUUCAAAUAUGGCCAGACCAUGAUCACGAUGACAGUAUUAAGUCAUCUUCUUCUAGGAACCUAUACAUUGUCUUAAUCAGUAUGCAUGGCUUGGUCCGCGGACAAAAUAUGGAGCUCGGCAGAGACUCCGACACUGGUGGUCAGGUAAAGUACGUGGUGGAACUUGCAAGAGCUCUAGCCAACACCAAUGGAGUCUACCGCGUCGACCUUCUCACUCGGCAGAUCACCUCCACUGAUGUUGACUCAUCCUACGGUGAGCCCAACGAGAUGCUCUGUUGCCCCACCGACGCUGCAGGUAGCUGUGGGGCUUACAUAGUCCGCCUCCCUUGCGGGCCGCGCAACGAGUACAUCCCCAAGGAGUCUCUCUGGCCACAUAUACAGGAGUUCGUGGAUGGGGCAUUGGCUCACGUAGUCAACAUGGCUAGAGUCUUAGGAGACCAAGUCAAUGCAGGAAAGCCUACGUGGCCUUACGUGAUCCACGGCCACUACGCCGACGGUGGAGAGGCCGCGGCACGGCUUUCGGCAGCGCUGAACGUGCCGAUGGUGAUGACGGGGCACUCGCUGGGGCGGAACAAGUUCGAGCAGUUGCUGAAACAGGGGAGGUUCUCGAAGGAGGAUAUCAACGCCACGUACAGGAUCAUGAGAAGGAUUGAGGCCGAGGAGCUGGCCAUUGAUGCGGCCGAAAUGGUGGUGACCAGUACUCGUCAAGAGAUUGAUGAGCAGUGGGGACUGUAUGAUGGGUUUGAUCUCAAGUUGGAGAGAAAGCUGAGGGUGAGAAGACGCCGCGGUGUGAGUUGUCUUGGCCGUUAUAUGCCCAGAAUGGUGGUUAUACCGCCCGGGAUGGACUUCUCCAACCUUACUACUACAACCGAUAUUACUGAAUCAGACACUGCUGAUCUUAAAUCAUUAAUAAACUCUGGUAGAGGUCAACCCAAAGCCAAUCUACCUCCUAUAUGGUCUGAGAUUAUGCGAUUUUUCACCAACCCUCACAAGCCCAUCAUUCUCGCUCUGUCACGUCCUGACCCCAAGAAAAAUGUCACUACGUUGCUCAAGGCCUAUGGGGAGUGCCAAGCCCUUCGGGAACUUGCCAACUUGACGUUGAUACUUGGCAAUAGGGAUGACAUUGAAGAAAUGCAUAAUAGCAGCUCCGUUGUGCUUACGACAGUGCUCAAGCUCAUCGACAGGUACGAUUUGUAUGGUCAAGUGGCCUAUCCCAAGCAUCACAAGCAGCAUGAUGUCCCCGAAAUAUAUCGUCUUGCUGCGAAGACAAAGGGAGUAUUCAUCAACCCAGCUCUAGUGGAACCUUUUGGUCUCACAAUUAUAGAGGCUGCUGCUUAUGGCUUACCUGUGGUCGCCACCAAAAAUGGAGGGCCUGUUGACAUUUUGAAGGCACUAAAUAAUGGAGUCUUAGUCGAUCCACAUGACCAUAAAGCCAUAGAAGAUGCACUGCUAAAGCUGGUGGCGGACAAAAACCUCUGGCUGGAUUGCCGAAAGAAUGGGCUAAAGAACAUUCACAAGUUUUCGUGGAUAGAGCAUUGCCGGAACUACCUCUCCCAUGUGGAGCACUGCCGUAACCGCCACCCCACCAGCCGCCUUGAGAUCAUGCCAGUUCCAGAAGAGCCCAUGAGUGACUCUCUCAAGGACGUACAAGACCUUUCUUUGAGAUUCUCUGUGGAAGCUACAGUAGACUUCAAUGCCUCGGAAAACUUGGAUCCUGCCACCAGGCAGAAGGAACUAAUCGAAGCCAUUACAAGAAGCCGAAGCAAGGCUUCCUCCAAUGGAAAUGCCGGAACUACUGCCUACUGCCCUGGCCGAAGGCAGAGGCUAUUUGUUAUAGCCAUCGAUUGUUACAACGAAGGCAAUGGAGAUUUUGCCGAAAGUUUGUUGCAGCCUAUCUUGAAGAAUGUGAUGAAAGCUGCAGGCUUGGGAGGCCGGACAGGCUUUGUGCUGGUGACUGGCUCAAGCUUAGGAGAGACAGUGGAAGCAUUAAAAAGAUGCCAAAUCAAUGUUCAAGAGUUGGACGUGCUGGUGUGCUCGAGUGGAAGUGAGAUGUAUUACCCCUGGACGGAUAUGGUAGCCGAUGGAGACUACGAGUCCCAUAUCGAGUAUAGAUGGGGUGGUGAGAAUGUGCGUUCCAUGGGGGCAAGGCUUGCUAGGGUUGAAGGCACGGUUGAGGAUGACAUUCAGGACUUUGUAGGAGCUAGCCGCACGAAGUGUUAUUCUUACACACUCAAACCUGGAGCCAAGAUUCGAAAGGUCGAUGAUCUCAGGCAAAGGCUGAGGAUGAGAGGCUUCCGAUGCAACCUCUUCUUUACACGAGCUGCAUCCAGGUUGAAUGUGGUGCCAUUGUACGCUUCAAGAGCACAAGCUCUAAGGUAUCUUUCCGUUCGGUGGGGUAUUGAACUCUCUAAAAUGGUCGUCUUCAGUGGAGAAAGAGGGGACACUGAUACCGAAGACUUGCUGGCUGGCCUUCAGAAGAACAUAAUAUUAAUAGGCUCUGUCGAGUAUGGCAGCGAAAAGUUUCUUCGAAGCACAGACAGUUACAAAAGAGAAGAUAUUGUCCCACAAAAUAGCCCUAAUAUUGCCAUUUCAGAGAGUUAUGAGGCACAUCAUAUCACACAAGCUCUAGAAGCUCUUGGAAUCCAGUGAUUUUAGAUUUAUUCCUCUACUAUUUUAUCUUGAUUGAAUACAUCUUCAUAUAUACUUGGCAGUGCAAGCAAAAUAUAUGAACACCACAUACUAAGGAAGCCACAUAUCUAUAUUUAUUUUACCUAUAAGUUGUAACUGCUGUCAAUUUCGUAAUAAUUCACAUAUAAACUCGUGGAAUUUAUAUUUUCCAGUGAUGUUUCUGUAAUAUAUAUACAUAUAUUUAUAUACACACAGAUGAAAGGCUCCUGUAUUGUUAAUGUCUUCAAUUAGACAUUCAUAAGAAAUAUAUUUGUUUUAUUUGAGUGA